AUGUCGAACGACAGUUAUUGCAUCAACGACAACAAUGAUAUAUCCAGCACUCUCGGCAACCAAUCAGCUUGUUACUGGCCUUCUGUUUGGACCGAUCCAAAUAGCACCGAGUUUGGCAAUGUGUCAAUUUCCGCGAUAAAAGCAUGUUGUGGUACUUCCGACCUCUUUGAUUAUCCGCUCAAUGACCAAUAUAACUGCGUAAUCCAGUAUUGUCAUUUCCCUCCACCAAAUGGCGACGACAGGAUUAUGAGAUGCCUCAAUGAUGUAUUCCUCAGUGGCAAUUCAAGCAUUCAGAUUGACCUCUUCUGUACGGGGAUGGACAAGAUUGAGUCGAUGGGAACAAUUGUUCGAAGAGGCACAAUCAAUACGAUUCUUUUGAUGACGGCAGUGAUUGGUUUUGGGAGCUGGGCUCUUUAA
Messenger RNA from Botrytis sinoallii, 417 nucleotides. RefSeq lists its product as uncharacterized. The record is from RefSeq and is a predicted model, not a curated record. The transcript has a single exon. Bases 1 to 417 code for a protein of 138 amino acids. Lineage: Eukaryota; Fungi; Ascomycota; Leotiomycetes; Helotiales; Sclerotiniaceae.